CUGUGAUUGGCUGAAGCGGUGUAACCCUCCUGCUGUAUGCUUGAAGGUGAAGUAGGUGCAAGUGUGUGAAUCUCACAGUCCAGAAUGUCAUCCAGUGGACUUUUAACCAUGCGCACGCAAUUUUGUAAACGCCUGGCUCACAGGUACCUCUCAAGAACCUACACGUCUCGCCCUUCGCUCAAUGAAGUUGUCAUCGUCAGUGCAGUCCGCACUCCAAUGGGGUCCUUCAGAGGCAGCCUGGCAGCGGUGCCAGCCACCAGACUGGGCUCCAUCGCCAUUAAGGGAGCCAUAGACAAAGCAGGAAUCGCUCCUGAGGAGGUGAAGGAAGUCUACAUGGGCAACGUGCUUCAGGCAGGAGAAGGCCAGGCCCCCACAAGACAAGCCUUGCUUGGAGCAGGCUUGACCCUCGGCACUCCAGCAACCACCAUCAACAAAGUCUGUGCCUCCGGAAUGAAGUCCAUCAUGAUGGCAGCUCAGAGUCUAAUGUGUGGACACCAGGACGUGAUGGUGGCAGGAGGCAUGGAGAGCAUGUCCAACGUACCUUAUGUGAUGUCCAGAGAUACCCCGACAUACGGAGGAGUGAGGAUGGAAGACCUCAUUGUCAAGGAUGGACUCACUGACGUCUACAACAAAUUCCACAUGGUAACUAUCAAGCUCCAUCAAGCUAAUAUCACCAUGUCAUAUAUUUCAAUUUUUCUUGGAGAUGACGUUUGAAUG
Messenger RNA from Anarrhichthys ocellatus (wolf-eel), 717 nucleotides. Its product is annotated as acetyl-CoA acetyltransferase, mitochondrial-like. The transcript has 6 exons. The coding region runs from base 85 to 714 and encodes 209 amino acids. Lineage: Eukaryota; Metazoa; Chordata; Actinopteri; Perciformes; Anarhichadidae. Gene Ontology annotation, molecular function: acetyl-CoA C-acetyltransferase activity. Gene Ontology annotation, biological process: fatty acid beta-oxidation. Gene Ontology annotation, cellular component: mitochondrion. The record is from RefSeq and is a predicted model, not a curated record.